AUGAAUCUGAAUCAGAAUGAAUCUGAAUCAGAGUCUAAUAAAAUUGCAGACGAAUCUGAAUCCGAGUCUAAUGAAUCUAAGUCAGAGUCUAAUGAACCUGAAUCAGAGGGUAAUGAAUAUAAAGCAGACUCUAAUGAAUCUGAAUCGGAAACUAGGGAGUGUGAAUCAGAGUCUAGUGAGUCUGAAUCAGAGAAUAAUGAUACUACUGGAGAGCCUACUGAGUCUGAAUCAGAGGCUAAUGAAUCUAAAGGAGAGUCUAAUGAAUCUGAAUCAGAGGCUAAUGAAUUUACAGCGGAGUCUGUUGAAUUUGAAUCAGAGGGUAAUGAAUAUGAACCAGAGCCUAAUGAACCUGAACCCGAGGCUAACGAAUCUAAAGCAAACUCUAAUGAAUCUGAAUCGGAAACUAGGGAAUGUGAAUCAGAGUCUAGUGCGUCUGAAUCAGAUAAAAAUGGUACUACUGGAGGGCCUACUGAGUCUGAAUCAGAGGCUAAGGAAUCUAAAGGAGAGUCUAAUGAAUCUGGGCCAGAAUCUAAUGAAUGUGAAUUAGAGUCUAAUGAGUCUGAAUCUGAGAAUAAUGAGUCUAAAGCAGAGCGUAAUGAAUCUGAAUCUAAAACCGAGUCUAGUGAAUCUGAAUCAGAGUCUAAUAAAUCUGAAUCAGAGAAUAAUGAAUCUAUUGAAUCUAGUAAAUCUGAAUCAGAGAACAAAGAAUCUGAAGCAGAGGAUAACGAAUCUGAAUCAGAGAACAAAGAAUCCGAGUCAGAGAAUAAUACGUCUGAAUCAGAGUCUAAUGAAUCUGAAUCAGAGGAUAACGAAUCUAUUGAAUCUAAUGAAUCUGAAUCAGAGAAUAAUGAGUCUAAAGCAGAGGAUAACGAAUCUGAAUCAGAGAACAAAGAAUCCGAGUCAGAGAAUAAUAAGUCUGAAUCAGAGUCUAAUGAAUCUGAAUCAGAGGAUAAUGAAUCUAUUGAAUCUAAUGAAUCCGAAUCGGAAUCAGAGAACAAAGAAUCCGAGUCAGAGAAUAACAAGUCUGAAUCAGAGUCUAAUAAAUCUGAAUCAGAGAAUAAUGAAUCUAUUGAAUCUAGUAAAUCUGAAUCAGAGAACAAAGAAUCUGAAGCAGAGGAUAACGAAUCUGAAUCAGAGAACAAAGAAUCCAAGUCAGAGAAUAAUAAGUCUGAAUCAGAGUCUAAUGAAUCUGAAUCAGAGGAUAACGAAUCUAUUGAAUCUAAUGAAUCUGAAUCAGAGAAUAAUGAGUCUAAAGCAGAGGAUAACGAAUCUGAAUCAGAGAACAAAGAAUCCGAGUCAGAGAAUAAUAAGUCUGAAUCAGAGUCUAAUGAAUCUGAAUCAGAGGAUAAUGAAUCUAUUGAAUCUAAUGAAUCCGAAUCGGAGAAUAAUGAGUCUAAAGCAGAGGAUAACGAAUCUGAAUCAGAGAACAAAGAAUCGGAGUCAGAGAAUAAUAAGUCUGAAUCAGAGUCUAAUAAAUCUGAAUCAGAGAAUAAUGAAUGUAUUGAAUCUAAUGAAUCUGAAUCAGAGAAUAAUGAGUCUAAAGAAGAGGAUAACGAAUCUGAAUCAGAGAACAAAGAAUCCGAGUCAAAGAAUAAUAAGUCUGAAUCAGAGUCUAAUGAAUCUGAAUCAGAGAAUAAUGAAUCUAUUGAAUCUAAUGAAUCUGAAUCAGAGAAUAGUGAGUCUAAAGCAGAGGAUAACGAAUCUGAAUCAGAGAACAAAGAAUCGGAGUCAAAGAAUAAUAAGUCUGAAUCAGAGUCUAAUGAAUCUGAAUCAGAGGAUAAUGAAUCUAUUGAAUCUAAUGAAUCCGAAUCGGAGAAUAAUGAGUCUAAAGCAGAGGAUAACGAAUCUGAAUCAGAGAACAAAGAAUCCGAGUCAAAGAAUAAUAAGUCUGAAUCAGAGUCUAAUGAAUCUGAAUCAGAGGAUAAUGAAUCUAUUGAAUCUAAUGAAUCCGAAUCGGAGAAUAAUGAGUCUAAAGCAGAGGAUAACGAAUCUGAAUCAGAGAACAAAGAAUCCGAGUCCGAGAAUAAUAAGUCUGAAUCAGAGUCUAAUGAAUCUGAAUCAGAGAAUAAUGAAUCUAUUGAAUCUAAUGAAUCUGAAUCAGAGAACAAAGAAUCUGAAGCAGAAUAUAACGAAUCUGAAUCAGAGAACAAAGAAUCCAAAUCAGAGAAUAAUAAGUCUGAAUCAGAGUCUAAUGAAUCUGAAUCAGAGGAUAACGAAUCUAUUGAAUCUAAUGAAUCUGAAUCAGAGAAUAAUGAGUCUAAAGCAGAGGAUAACGAAUCUGAAUCAGAGAACAAAGAAUCGGAGUCAGAGAAUAAUAAGUCUGAAUCAGAGUCUAAUGAAUCUGAAUCAGAGGAUAACGAAUCUAUUGAAUCUAAUGAAUCUGAAUCAGAGAAUAAUGAGUCUAAAGCAGAGGAUAACGAAUCUGAAUCAGAGAACAAAGAAUCGGAGUCAGAGAAUAAUAAGUCUGAAUCAGAGUCUAAUGAAUCUGAAUCAGAGGAUAACGAAUCUAUUGAAUCUAAUGAAUCUGAAUCAGAGAAUAAUGAGUCUAAAGCAGAGGAUAACGAAUCUGAAUCAGAGAACAAAGAAUCGGAGUCAGAGAAUAAUAAGUCUGAAUCAGAGUUUAAUGAAUUUGAAUCAGAGGAUAACGAAUCUAUUAAAUCUAAUGAAUCUGAAUCAGAGAAUAAUGAUUCUAAAGCAGAGGAUAACGAAUCUGAAUCAGAGAACAAAGAAUCCGAGUCAGAGAAUAAUAAGUCUGAAUCAGAGUCUAAUGAAUCUGAAUCAGAGGAUAACGAAUCUAUUGAAUCUAAUGAAUCUGAAUCAGAGAAUAAUGAGUCUAAAUCAGAGAAUAAUAAGUCUGAAUCAGAGUCUAAUGAAUCUGAAUCAGAGGAUAACGAAUCUAUUGAAUCUAAUGAAUCUGAAUCAGAGAACAAAGAAUCUGAAGCAGAAUAUAACGAAUCUGAAUCAGAGAACAAAGAAUCCAAAUCAGAGAAUAAUAAGUCUGAAUCAGAGUCUAAUGAAUCUGAAUCAGAGAAUAAUGAAUCUAUUGAAUCUAAUGAAUCUGAAUCAGAGAACAAAGAAUCUGAAGCAGAAUAUAACGAAUCUGAAUCAGAGAACAAAGAAUCCAAAUCAGAGAAUAAUAAGUCUGAAUCAGAGUCUAAUGAAUCUGAAUCAGAGGAUAACGAAUCUAUUGAAUCUAAUGAAUCUGAAUCAGAGAAUAAUGAGUCUAAAGCAGAGGAUAACGAAUCUGAAUCAGAGAACAAAGAAUCGGAGUCAGAGAAUAAUAAGUCUGAAUCAGAGUCUAAUGAAUCUGAAUCAGAGGAUAACGAAUCUAUUGAAUCUAAUGAAUCUGAAUCAGAGAAUAAUGAGUCUAAAGCAGAGGAUAACGAAUCUGAAUCAGAGAACAAAGAAUCCGAGUCAGAGAAUAAUAAGUCUGAAUCAGAGUCUAAUGAAUCUGAAUCAGAGGAUAACGAAUCUAUUGAAUCUAAUGAAUCUGAAUCAGAGAAUAAUGAGUCUAAAUCAGAGAAUAAUAAGUCUGAAUCAGAGUCUAAUGAAUCUGAAUCAGAGGAUAACGAAUCUAUUGAAUCUAAUGAAUCUGAAUCAGAGAAUAAUGAGUCUAAAGCAGAGGAUAACGAAUCUGAAUCAGAGAACAAAGAAUCGGAGUCAGAGAAUAAUAAGUCUGAAUCAGAGUCUAAUGAAUUUGAAUCAGAGGAUAACGAAUCUAUUGAAUCUAAUGAAUCUGAAUCAGAGAAUAAUGAGUCUAAAGCAGAAGAUAACGAAUCUGAAUCAGAGAACAAAGAAUCCGAGUCAAAGAAUAAUAAGUCUGAAUCAGAGUCUAAUGAAUCUGAAUCAGAGGAUAACGAAUCUAUUGAAUCUAAUGAAUCUGAAUCAGAGAGUAAUGAGUCUAAAGCAGAGUCUAAUGAAUCUGAAUCAGAGAACAAAGAAUCCGAGUCCGAGAAUAAUAAGUCUGAAUCAGAGUCUAAUGAAUCUGAAUCAGAGGAUAACGUAUCUAUUGAAUCUAAUGAAUCUGAAUCAGAGAAUAAUGAGUCUAAAGCAGAAGAUAACGAAUCUGAAUCAGAGAACAAAUAA
Messenger RNA from Anastrepha obliqua, 4086 nucleotides. RefSeq lists its product as uncharacterized. Bases 1 to 4086 code for a protein of 1361 amino acids. Lineage: Eukaryota; Metazoa; Arthropoda; Insecta; Diptera; Tephritidae. The record is from RefSeq and is a predicted model, not a curated record. The transcript is spliced from 4 exons.